UGUUCUCAAGGGAGGAACAUUCUCAGGAUUUCAAGCUGCAGUUCAUUGGCAAGUCUGUGACACAAUUAGGAAACAUCCCAUAAAUUGAAAGUAAAAUUUGAGACUUUAUGUUCCUUCUCAACUUCUAAAGAGAACUAGAGGCAGAAAAAACUGGCCACUGGAAAGACCAUAGCUGGAUGCUGCCUGGGGCCUCUCAGCUACCCACAGAAGCCAGCAUGUCUUGGGUCCUGCUUUCAGUCCUAUGGCUUAUCAUCCAAAUCCCAGUGAUAGAUACAACGUUAACCCCCAAGUUAAAGCCUCAUGAAAUAGUUCAUCCUAAAAAACUAUCCGUUUCACAAAGAAGAGGGCUUGAGAACAGCCAGAUGGAGAGAGAUGGCAAAGAGGAAAGAUACGCACCAGAAGUUCAAUAUCAGAUCAUACUAAAUGGAGAAGAAAUCAUUUUUCAUCUAAAGAGAACCAAGCAUCUUCUGGGGCCAGACUACACUGAAACAUCUUACUCACCCAGAGGAGAAGAGAGAACCAGACACUCUCAGGAUGUGAAACCCUGCUACUAUGAAGGCCACAUCCAGAAUGCAAGUGGCUCUCUCGCCAGUAUCAAUAUCUGUGAUGGGUUGAGAGGCUACUUCACACAUCAUGGUCAGAUAUAUCAAAUAAAGCCUCUACAAAGCACAGAUGAGGGAGAACACGCUGUUCUUCCAUACAGCUGGGAGGAACCAGACACGGCCGAUUACAAGGAUGGGGAGAAGCAAGUCAGCAGGAAACGAAGCCAUCUUCGAACUUCCAGGUCACUCAAAAACCCAAAUCAGGAAGACUUACUUCAAGGACAGAAGUAUAUUGGUCUCUUUUUGGUGCUGGAUAAUGCCUAUUAUAAGAUAUAUAAAGGGAAUGUGACUCAGAUGAGAAGCUUUGUGUUCGAGGUGCUGAAUCUGCUCAAUGUGAUUUAUAAAACUAUAGAUAUUCAAGUGUCUUUGGUGGGCAUGGAGAUCUGGUCCGACCAUGACAAGAUAAAGGUGGAACCUAACCUUGGUGCCACAUUCACACGCUUCAUGAGAUGGCAUUAUUCCAACCUGGGGAAAAGGAUUCAUAACCAUGCCCAACUUCUCAGUGGAGCUAGCUUCAGCCAUGGCCGUGUGGGAAUGGCAGCUGCAAAUUCCUUCUGUACUACAUCUUCAGUGUCUGUAAUUGAGGCUAAAAGAAAGAAUAAUGUGUCUCUCGUUGCACUGAUGUCACAUGAGUUGGGCCACACCCUUGGUAUGCGGGAUGUUCCAUAUCAUACCAAGUGCCCCUCUGGCAGCUGUGUGAUGAAUCAGUACCUGAGUUCAAAAUUCCCCAAGGAUUUCAGUACCAUCAGCCGCUCACGUUUUCAAGGAUUUCUUUCAUCUAGAAAUGCAAGGUGUUUGCUGCGGGCACCUGACCCUAAAAACAUCAUAAAACCAACAUGUGGGAACCGAGUUCUGGACGCAGGAGAAGGCUGCGACUGUGGAUCUCCUGAGGAAUGUACCAAUCUUUGCUGUGAGCCCCUGACAUGUAGGCUGAAAUCUCAACCUGACUGCAGAGAAACCUCCAACCACGUUGUGUGAGCACUAUCUUCUCUCCGUUCUCCAAAGGUCUUCUCACUUUUCUUUGAGAUUUGAAAAAAUGUCCCACUGGGUUCAACAACGCACUAAAACAAAGUUCACCCACACUUUUUAAAUGACUUAAUUUUGUCAUGAAGAAAGAAUGUAUUAUACACAAAACUGAGCCUAUGUGGUUGAUCAUACCCAUAUAAGAAAAUGGGUUACUCUGUUAUUUAUGAAAGUAGAGUUCCUGGAACUUGCGCUAAGAUUGGUAUAACUUUCUACAGUUAAGAAGUGAAUAUGAAAAGAAUUAAAGUAUAUUUUUGACAAGACUUGAUGAGCACAAUUCAUUGCUCCUUAGAGAUGAUAGGUGUCAUUUGCAAGGUAGUCAGAAAAUCAAUAGCAUUUAAGAACUCCAUGUAAAAUUUGACAGUUUUAUUCUCUUUAAAAUGUCUCAGUGGAAUACAGCCUAGGAAUUGGCCAGUGUGAUUUGGGCUAGGGGCUUGGCAUUUGGACUUAGGGUUUUGUUUGAGUAUAAAAUAGUCUCGGUAUAUAAAGUCUAUAAUAACAACUGAUGUCAGAAAGCUGGGAUUCAAGAGACGUGAUGGGGAACAAGUUAUUCUGUGCCCUUUUCUCAGAAAUUUCCUGGAAUUAAAACUGCAGGGAGAGUGAAAUAAAAUAAUUAACUGCAACACCAUUCAGAAUCUCUUCCUCAGGAAAGGAGCAAGGUCAAAGGAAAGGGAAGAUCCCUUAUCUAUUUACUAAGCAGUGUUGAGUAUUUCACUGAACUACAAUGUGGGUCCACUUUGCAGAGAAUUCUGGAAAUCAUGCCAAGUCCAGAAGCAGAAUGUAUAAGAAAAAAAAGCAUAACAAAAAUCUUAGUUCCUUGAGGGCUGGAAUGAUAGGUAACUAUUCACUUUUCUGUGUAAAAUGGGCAGUUCAACAUCAUCAGAAGAACAUUGAGCUUGGAUUCUAGACAUUUAAAUUCUAAUCUUAAUUCUGCAAAUCUACUGUGGGAUUUAAGACAAGUUACUGAAUUCCCUUCCUUCUUGUUCAGUGGAACUACUAAUGUGCUCUCCCCGUGUGACUGCAUGUGUUGUUUAAAGUCUAGAAAUUUCCAUUCGUGUCAGUCCAUAAUGUUUUAUCAGUAUAAUAACCAUUGCUUCUGGUGUUUUUAUUUUCUUUAAUUAAAUGAUCCAGUGUCUAAUUCACAGAGAAGUUACUUUGCCAAGGCAGAAGUCCAGACCCUGCCUCUGCCAGGAAGCCCUCCUAGCCCAUGCAUCUAUACAGACAGACCUCUCUGUGUGUGCCACAUUUUCUGUGAACCCAUAAAUUCAAUCACUGAAGAAUAAUAUCCUAAAAUAUGCUUGUAUCUGUAGUGAAUAUGUAGACAUUUUCUCCUCAUUAUUCUCUAAAUAAUAGAGUGUAACAACUAUUUGUAUAGCAUUUUUGUAGAUUAAGUGUUAGUAGUCUAGAGAUAACAAGAUACUUAGGAGAAUUUUAGUAGUUGUAUGCAAAAAUACUCCAGUUCUAGAAGGACCAUUAGUCCAGAGAUUUGGAUAUCUGUGUUGGAGCCAAAUCCUGGUGGACAUUGAAGGAGAUCUUUGCUUUUCUCUUUCCAUUCUACUUUAUGUGUUUCUACUAGUCCAGUCAACAGGUAAAUAGACACACUUAAGAGAUACUGUCUGUUCAUUCAGAUUUUAUCUGUAGUGUGAAUGUGAGGAACCUGAAAAUGUGGGUUUAGUUUCAUUCUUUGGAGAAUAAAAUAGAUGAACCUUUGCUGAAACUCCUCAACAUACUCCAUAGAAUUUUUGAGUUAAUCCCAAACUGCAAAAUGACAAGUAAUUUAACCCUAAACCUCUUUGUUCCUGUGGUGUAGGGAUCAAAGCAUGCUACCUGCUGAGGGAGGGAGCUAGCAGAAAGAACAGUGCCCUAGCCCCUUGCUGUUUCUCAGCAGCCAGUUUGUCUUACAUCCUGUAAGCAUCCCGGAUUUUCUGUCUCAUGGGAAUAUUGGUUACAUUCAAACACUUUUUCAUUUGAGCAAAUAGAGUUUCUCAUACUAUCAUGUAUAAGAACUAUUUUUGAAAAGUCUGUGUGGCUUGUUUCUUAGUGAAAAUGGAAAAGUAAGCCUUCAUUCAUUGGUUUUUGCAAUAAACUAUGCUAUCAAUAAAAAUAACAAUAAAUAACAA
Molecule: messenger RNA, 3745 nt
Organism: Mastomys coucha (southern multimammate mouse)
Lineage: Eukaryota; Metazoa; Chordata; Mammalia; Rodentia; Muridae
Gene: Adamdec1
Product: ADAM like decysin 1
Exons: 13
Coding region: 177-1580 (467 amino acids)
Biological process (GO): proteolysis
Molecular function (GO): metalloendopeptidase activity
Source: RefSeq, a predicted model, not a curated record